CAGCCAAUGGGCGUUGAGCAUCGCAGGCGAGGCGACGCAGUCGAACGCUCGGCGGAGGGAGGGCAGGACGGGCAGGCAUGGCCCUGAACGGCGGGGGAAACCCCUUCGAGGGGGAGACGGGGAAUCCCUUCCAGGACCCCGCCAUCGUACAGCACAGGCCGAUGUCGGAUUAUGCCACCUUGGAUGUCUACAACCCUUUUGACAACACAGCGCAGCUGCCCCCUCCCUACGAUGCCCCUCCUUCGGCUUCACCGGCCCCCCCUGCAGCACCGCCAGCUCCUGCCUUGCAGCCCGCCAAGAAGCCAAGCCCCACCGAGCCCAAGAACUACGGCUCCUACGGCACGCAGGAGUCGACUGCGGCCGCCGCGGCAGAACUGUUGAAACGGCAAGAGGAACUGAACCGCAAAGCUGAGGAGCUGGACCGGCGGGAGCGAGAACUGCAGAACGCUGCUCUGAGUGGCGGAGCAGCCCAUCAGAACAACUGGCCGCCGUUGCCUUCCUUCUGUCCCGUGAAGCCGUGUUUCUAUCAGGAUAUCCCUGUGGAGAUUCCCGUGGACUCCCAGAAGACGGUCACGACUAUGUACUACCUCUGGAUGGCCAGCAUUGUGACCCUCUUCUUCAACUUCCUGGCUUCCCUGGCCUUUUUCUGCGUGGAUUCUGCGGGCGGCUCAGGCUUUGGCCUCUCAAUCCUCUGGGCCUUGAUCUUCACGCCCUGCUCCUUCCUCUGCUGGUAUCGGCCCAUGUACAAGGCCUUCAGGAGUGACAGCUCUUUCAACUUCUUUGUCUUCUUCUUCAUUUUCUUUGCGCAAGAUGUGGUGUACGUUCUCCAGGCCAUUGGCAUCCCAGGCUGGGGGUUCAGUGGUUGGAUCGUCAGCCUCACAGCGCUGAAGCUGAACACUGGGGUGGCCAUUCUCAUGAUGUUGGUGGCCACACUCUUCACGGUCGUCGCCGGACUCGGCAUCAUCAUGCUGAAGCGGAUCCACUCUCUCUACCGCCGCACGGGCGCCAGCUUCCAGAAAGCCCAGGAGGAGUUUGCCGCCGGCGUCUUCUCCAACCAAGCGGUCCGCACGGCGGCCGCCAACGCAGCGACCGGGGCGGCGAGCAACGCUUUCCGGCCUUCGUAAAGGCGUGCGUGUGUGUGUGUGCGCACGCGCAUGUGUUAGAAAUCUGCCGCCGCUCUUCCUCUUCCGGCCCCUUCCCAACCGGGGUGGGGGCAGCUUUGACCGACAAGCCGAGUUGCACUUUCUCUCUGUCUCUCUCUCCCUCCCUCCAUCCUCGGAAGUCCUUCCUGUGUGUGCUGAUUUUAGAAGG
This is a messenger RNA of Lacerta agilis (Sand lizard), 1311 nucleotides long. It is a transcript of the gene SCAMP3, whose product is annotated as secretory carrier membrane protein 3. The transcript is spliced from 9 exons. The record is from RefSeq and is a predicted model, not a curated record. Gene Ontology annotation, cellular component: trans-Golgi network membrane; recycling endosome membrane. The coding region runs from base 78 to 1124 and encodes 348 amino acids. Gene Ontology annotation, biological process: protein transport. Lineage: Eukaryota; Metazoa; Chordata; Lepidosauria; Squamata; Lacertidae.